This is a messenger RNA of Lampris incognitus (smalleye Pacific opah), 5037 nucleotides long. RefSeq names its product tyrosine-protein phosphatase non-receptor type 22-like. NCBI's taxonomy places the organism in Eukaryota, Metazoa, Chordata, Actinopteri, Lampriformes, Lampridae. Gene Ontology annotation, cellular component: cytoplasm; nucleus. Gene Ontology annotation, molecular function: non-membrane spanning protein tyrosine phosphatase activity. The record is from RefSeq and is a predicted model, not a curated record. Gene Ontology annotation, biological process: peptidyl-tyrosine dephosphorylation.
UCGCUGUUCGCACCGGUAUAGUUUUCGAGUACAUCUGCCAUAGUCCCAGAACUCCGGGCGCUGAAGUUCCUGCCCCAUGACCUGUGGAGGAGGACCACUGGGUCCUGACAUGCCUGAAGGAGGUGACCUAUUCCAGGCGGUGUACCAGCAGCUAUGGAACAGCAGGCCUGGAUACUGAGGAGCCUUCUGGCCCAGCUGGAAAGCAAGGAGACGAAGGAGGAGCCAGAGAACGGCCUUGAUGAGGAGUUCUUAAGGCUGAAAAAGCAGUCGAUCAAGUAUCGCACGGACAAGAUAUUCUCCACCAGUGCCGCAGACAAGCAGGAGAACAUCAAGAAGAACCGAUAUAAGGACAUCGUUCCAUUUGACCACAGCAGAGUGAGGCUCACCCUCAACACCUCCACAAAUGACUCGGACUACAUCAACGCAAGUUUCAUCAAGGGGGUCUCGGAGUCCGGGGCCUACAUUGCCACUCAGGGUCCUUUACCACACUCGGUGCGUGACUUCUGGAGGAUGAUCUGGGAGUACAACAUCGAGGUCAUCGUGAUGGCCUGUCGGGAGUUCGAGAUGGGGAGGAAAAAGUGCGAGCGCUACUGGCCAGAGAGACAGGUGGAGUCAUUUGUGUGUGAGCCCUUCACAGUGCACUGUGAGUCUGAGGAAAGUAAAGGAGACUACCUGACCAGGAUGUUGAGGGUGACCUAUCAGGAUCGUUGCCGCGCUUUGCGUCAGCUGCACUAUGUCAACUGGCCCGAUCACGGUGUCCCAGACUCCAUCCCCCCCAUCCUGCAGAUGCUGCACGAAAUGCGCUCCUAUCAGCCCCACGAUGACGUGCCGAUCUGCAUCCACUGCAGUGCUGGCUGUGGCAGAACAGGAGUCCUGUGUGUCAUCGAUUAUACUUGGAACCUUCUGAAGAAGCAGAUCGUGCCCGCUGACUUCUCCAUUUAUGAUCUGGUUGUAACGAUGCGAACCCAACGGCCCUCUGUAGUUCAAACCAAGGAGCAAUAUAAGCUGGUCUACAGCCUCAUCUUGCUGUUUGAGAGAUAUUUGAAGUUGAUGGACGUGCAAGGCAGCAAAAAUGAGCUGAGGGUGCCCCCAGUGUCAACGGCAGCAGCCAGUGACAGUGAGCUCUCGGACAUCGAUGAGGAGUUGGGGUUUGACUCACAACCCAGACCAGAAUCAUGGCGUCCAAUGGGUGCAGAGUUGCAUCAAAUGUUUCCAGUUGCAGAGCGGGAACAGAUACCGAAUCAUGUCGCACCAUUAAGCAAUCCUUUAUUGGCAAAGGAGGGUACUGCUUUACCACCGUCCCAGCUGUCUUCCACCUCAGAUAUUCUCAGUGCCAUGGCCAACAGGGACAAACAGAGGGAGCAUCAACAACAAAAUCCUCAACAACACCUACCCCAGACCUUUCUCGGGCCUCCAUCCAAUCCCCAACACCUUCAGCAAGGAGACUUUUUCAGUGAGGUCCACACAGCCUCACCACCACUGGGAUAUACCUGCCAGAAAGCCCGUGUACUGGAGGAGAAGGAUGACUUACCACCAUUGAAUUCUUCUGUACUGCCCAUCGCAGCCAUCUGUCUGACAGUAGAGGACCCCUACUUUGACUCUCCAGUAAACUCACCUCUGUCAGAGGAGGAAUCGAAGGGUUGUAGCGAGGACUUGAGUCCUGCAGGCCAGCAGACAGAUAACCUUGUGUUCAGCACACCCAGUUUAACACUGAACAACCAGACGCUGGAUUUCAAUGCUCCUACCUCAGAUACAAUUUCGGCUCAUCCAGAUGAAGACAUACCUCCACCAUUACCUAUGCGAACCCCUGAAUCCUAUGUGCUGUCUGCUAAUGCAGAGAAUUCGGAGCCCUGUCCGGGGUUACAGGUCAUCAUCCCACCCAAUGCUGCAGCUGAGGCUCUAUUGGAGAUGGGAGGUUCAGGACCACCCCCCUCACCUGUGCCUCCACUUCCAGAGAGAACCCUAGAAUCACUAGUGUUGGCUAGUGAUGAAGCUCCUGUGGAGCAUCAGCUUCAGUUCAUGCCGGCGGUGAACAGAAUAGGAAUGUCUUCAGAAUGGUCUGGCAGCUCCAUGAGCACUGCAACUCCCAAGGAAACAAAACCUUGGGCAAGGAGCAAGAGCUUGAAAAUUAAAAUGAAUUUUACAGCUCCAUCACCAGUAACCCAUUCAGUUCUAUUAUCAAGCUCAGCUUCAAACCUCCACCCUUCUUCUCCACCUCUAAAUGCACAAACUCCUCCCCUCGCCCCUCAAGCUGACAACAACCUGACUCCACCCCUUCCAGAUAGAACCUCAGAGUCUUUCAUCGCCCAGGAAGUCCAAAAGAGCACCGGCCCCAUUCAGACUACACAGGCCUCCCCGAGGAUAGGCGUCUCCUCCGAGUGGGCGGGCACCUCGCACUCCAAGAGGUUCCUCGAAGAUCCUAUGAACAGGAGCAAGAGUGUUCGAGCUAAAGGUUCAAGACAAGAGCCCCUUAUUGAAGUUAAUCAGGUAGCGCCACUUCCUGUGGUCGCAUCUGGAGGGGGAAGUGCCACAGUUGCAAAAGCAGAAGUGGGGCAGGAUGAUGUCAGAUGCUGGCCCUUGCCCAACACCGAGACCUCAGAUGGAAAAUCAGUGAAGAGCAACCAGAAGAGCAUGUCAAGAACAAAGAGCUUGAAGUUUUUUAAACACAAAGUGAAACUUAAAACGGACCCUCCGCCGCCACCUGUCGAACCCGGAUCUGCUCCCGUUUCUGCGGCUUCCUCUUCCAUGUUCAAGUUUGGUUUUGGGAACCGUUUUGGGAAACCAAAAGGCCCAAGGAGUCACCCUGAGACCUGGGUGUGAAUCGCGGUCACCCCCUCUCUUAACUAUGAAGGUUGGAUGUAGGUGGAGCAUCUCUACGGUGGAGGAUCACACAGCACUCCCCUCUUCUGCUCAGAAAACUUCUCAAAGCUGCUGCUUCUGCUCUCAGGGCCAAAAGAUACUGUACUGUAGCGGGGUCUUACCUGGCUGAAGGUAGCCCUGUCGAUGCUUGACAACAAGAGUUUUUUUUUCUAACAACCAGUGCCUCGGGGAAGGUAAUGGACACGCAAGACAAUCAUGGACAAAUAGCUUGAGUAGAAAAUUUAUCAGUGGCCCUCUAUGGAAAUAACUGGCUCGACGGCGGGGGCAGUCUACAGUGGGCGGUUUCACUCAUUUGUUGUCAUGUGUAUAAGCUAGUAUUGUUAGACUUGCCUAAAACAGCUAUGCAAACGGGUGCACAGGUAUUGUAUGUGUCCUCAGAACACAUAUGCAUUUGCUCUCGUGCAAGUAAAUAAACUGUGCCUGCCGCCUUGCAUUCAGGGUCCAAAAUUCACCUUUUGGCUCACCUGUCGAGGUGGUAGGCAGAGGAAAGAAAUGUACCAGCCACAGACACACCGAUCAGCCACAACAUUAAGACCACCUACCUUGUGACGGAGGACCGGUAGCUUGGACUGUAGCUGUAGCCAGUUGGGAGUAUGGGACGACUGUGGUGCAUCGGCAGGAAUGCAAAGCUGUUACCUCCAACGAUGUUUGUUGACAAGUAGACGUGUGUGUGUGUGUGUGUGUGUGUGUGGGGGGGGGGUUCUGGAAUGAAACAAUGCAAAGCAAUCAUUGGCAACAUUACACAUAAAUUACAACUGGCAAGUACUGUCGGAAGUGUGAAAGCUGUUAGCUGCUAACCGUUAGCUCGGUGCCUUUCCACUAACCCACUCGUUAAUUACAGAAACCGAACAAACAGCCAAGUUACAUCCGGUACGUAAAGAGCCCGACUUCCGCUUCUCCGGACGCGCACGAACACGGCAGGUCCUUCGGGAGACAAAUAUAUUGUAGCGAAUUCGGGGGGCGGUCCGGGAGACCGUCGCCAUGGCCGGGACGCGAACCCGUGUCUCCCACUCCGCAAGCGACAACGUUAACCAGUCGACUAAAGGGUCCGACCCGUUAGUCAAGGACCAACGUGUCUACUUAUCCAUGCACGUUACAAUAUAAUCGAACCUUCCCUUAACUUCUACGGCGGUCUAACGGUAAAAGCCCAUCCCGGUCUUCGGCACUUGAUCUACUCGCCCCGCUCGGGGCCCUGCGACUACAGAUGACGUCACGACUCCCCGCAUCGUGGCUGGGUGGGGGCUAGUUCCGUUUAGGAGCAGCGGGACCUCCCGAGCCGUCGACCCUCGCACCUUUACGAACCAACCCUACGCCAACGUGGGCUGUAAAAACACACACACGGCUAAAUAAGUGUAAAGCUAGCACAACGCUAGCUGGCAACGUAGUCCGUGACGUCAUAUGUAGUCGAAGGACCCCCCCCGAGUCGACGUUGUACCCGACCCCGUGUUGUUGUCUUGUUUUUGUUUUUUUUUCAUGUUGUAAACUACUAAUAACCGCUCGGCUUAGCGAUGUCGCCUUGUGGCGCAGUACACCCCGUAUCGAAUCCCGCACCGGGCAAGAAAAUAACCGGUCACAAUGUUCUUUUUCUUCUUGUGUUUUUGAUCUGUACAUGAAUGAAAAAUGCAAUAAAAAAAGAAGAUCUUAUACCCGAGCAGAAGUGGAACCCACACCGUCUCUCAAACGAGUCCGACGCGCUCUUAGAAGUUAAAGGAGGAAAGUUCCGCCCCACCACGGGAGGCGGUACCAAUGGGGAUCUACACACACACACACACACACACACACACACACACACACACACACACACACACACACACACCCACCCCCCCAUCUGGAACCUUUCUAACAUGCCUAAUAUUUUGUAGAUCCCCCUUGUGCCGCCAAAACAGCUCUGACCCGUAGAGUCGUGGACUCCACAAGACCUCUGAAGGUGUCGUCUGGUAUCUGGCACCAAGACGUUAGCAGCAGAUCCUUUAAGUCCUGUAUGUUUUUGCACGCCUGUCCAUCUUUGGGAGCGAGAUCCCUCCUCUGUUGUCCUACCCGAGGUUUCUCCCUGUUAAAGGGUUUUUGUUUUUUUUUAGGGAGUUUUUCCUUAUCUGAUGGGAGGGUCUAAGGACAGGAUGUUGUAUUGCUGUAAAGCCCACUGAGGCAAAUGUGUAA